AGACGUUCAUCAACAUAUGUAUGUGUGUAUCUUUCUUGAGCUCUUUGGGAGUUGCUCAUGAUUCGCUAAGAUGUCUGUUCAGCUUGAAAAGGUAAGGGAGUCCCAUCAGGACAGCGCACCCGCCACACGUGAUCCGACGCUCGCAUCGCUCGCCGCUUUGCUUCCCCGCAGUACCACCACAUCCACAUCCACACCAACCCCAUCAACCAGUCAGUCCAACGGUGCGCCAGCACCCCCGCCACGGUCAUACACGCUCGUGAACGUGAACAGCAGCAGCAGCAGUGGCGUCGCGGUCCCUUUGGAUCGCUAUCGAGCGAAACUGGAGGAGUGUGCGACACUGCACCACGACGUGGACACGUUGACACGCAGCAACGAAGCCUACCAGCGGCGUCUCGCAGCCCAGGAGGCGGAAAACGCGGAGCUGCGGGCCACCAUCGCGAAGCUGCAGUGCGUACGUCAAGCACCAAGUGCCAACGGUGACCCGGCUUCAGACACGCCGACGUCUGCUGGGCUGGAUUCCCCUCCCCCGCCGCCCGCAGCGAGCGCCGUCGCAGCUCUUCCGGAAGCAGCUUUGGAAGGCGCGACGGUGGAGUCAUGCGCAGGGCAGCUCACCACGUCGGUACCCGCGCCCAACGACGGGUGCACACCUCCAGGUUUGUGCGCUUCCGACACGGCAGCGUCCGCGCUCGCCGGGGGAACGGCAGCUGAUGUUGCAGGGCAGCGAGACGAUCGACACGCUCAACCCCCCGCGUCGGCGACUCACACGUCUCGCUCCUCGUCGCUGUCGAGCUCACGAUCGAGCACGCCGAACACAGCGGCGGAUCCUUUUGCAAUGCCUUCGCGGUCGUCACCGCGACAGCCGCAGCACUCCACGUACGUGUCGGCUGCUGAGGUGACGGCGUAUGGUCGUGCCUUGUCCGAGAUCUUGGAAGCCCCGCUUGGUCCGUGGGAAGAGUAA
Molecule: messenger RNA, 958 nt
Organism: Leptomonas pyrrhocoris
Lineage: Eukaryota; Euglenozoa; Kinetoplastea; Trypanosomatida; Trypanosomatidae
Product: putative leucine-rich repeat protein
Exons: 1
Coding region: 71-958 (295 amino acids)
Source: RefSeq, a predicted model, not a curated record